Molecule: messenger RNA, 1500 nt
Organism: Penicillium egyptiacum
Lineage: Eukaryota; Fungi; Ascomycota; Eurotiomycetes; Eurotiales; Aspergillaceae
Source: the annotation of a GenBank genome assembly
AUGGGCUCUCUUCGAAAGGCCAUCUUCCUCGCUCUAUGCGGUCUCGGUUUGAUUCAUGGCACAGUUGCGUCGUCUGCAGCUGCACCCGAAUCCAAACCAACCCAAGACCGGGCCAUCUACACCUAUCCCUUCACAUGUCCCUCAAUUCUUGUUGAAACUGGGGAUACGUGCGAUGAUCUGGCUCGCAGGUGUGCUAUCUCGGCAGCAUCAUUCACUUCCUUCAAUCCCAAUACUGCCUGCUCCUCUCUGCCUCGCGGAAAGCCCGUAUGCUGCGAGGCAGGAACACAUACCAUUCCACCGGACAGUGGUGGUUACUGCUACGUUUAUACUAUCCGCCAUGAUGAUACCUGCGCGAAGUUGGCCGAGGGGUACAAGAUCACCGUGGCCGAUAUCGAGACUUGGAACACCAACACCGUAGCAUGGUACGGGUGCAAUAAGUUGCAGGAUGGGGGUCAGGUUUGUCUUAGCGCUGGCAAACCCCCAAUGCCAGUUGCAAUUGGUGAUGCGGUCUGUGGUCCACAAGUGCCUGGAACAGCACGUCCGCAGAUGUGGAUGGAUAUUGCCUCUUUGAAUCCAUGCCCUGCGGGUCAAUGUUGCUCUACAAGGGGUAAAUGUGGUACUGGUCCAGACUUCUGUGGCUCAUCUGCGCCCGCUGCUGCCGUGCCACCUCCACCUGCAAGUAAAGCUACAACUGUCAAAACCACAUCUGCAACAGCUAAAGCUACGUCAGCUGCGUCCACAACCAAAACUGUGGCAUUGACAGCCAAAGACGUAUCCUCGACAACUUCAAAAAACAAGAAUCCACAUUUCUUCACGACAGAUAUACCCUUGGUAGAUAUACCGUUGACAUAUCUACACGAGACCACGUCCAUGUCAGCCGCCGCUCCUACUACUGCUCCUACUACUGCUAUCGGUACUGCUACCGGAUUCCUGAAAGUGGCCCAGAAGAUCAGUGUCUUGGCGAGCCAAAUUCGAAAUGCUCCCACAAGCGCAAGUACUACGAAGACCACGUCUGCUACAACAAGCAAAGUCUCAAGCAAACCCUCCACAACCAAGGACUCCCCAGCCUCCGCAACACAAACCGUGAAUGAUGUCGUCACCGUAAAAAACGGAUGGUCGCUGAAGAUGUUCGAUGGAAUGGGCUGCACUGGCAGCUACGUGCUGCUCCAAGGUCACAACAAGUAUUUGGAGGACAGUGAUUGCAUGAAAUUCGGCAUGGCGAGUAAGCUCGAGACCAUAGUCAGCGACACAGCUGUUUCGUGUCGUUGGUGGACUAUACCUGAAAGCGGUAAUUGGGAGUGGAGGGACUGUCACAACGAUGCUCUGAAUAAUCCCAAAUCGUGGAUUAUGUCGAAUGGUCUCUGUACCGUCUCUCCUAAUACGCAGUGCGAUCUUGUCAACGACAUUUCCCAAACUUAUGGCUGGCGGGGUCCUGGUUUGUGUCAUGAUCGCCAGCUGAUGGAUCCAAAAUUUGGAUCUAUGAAGUGUUAUGUUGGAUAA